AUAUGACGUUGAGUUGUGACAUGCAAUUGGACAGGCCAAAUGGACAAUACCAGGCUGGCGAGACGGUUAAUGGCAACAUCUACUUGACGCUGCCCGAGCGCCAAUUAAUCAAAGCCAUUGCCUUAGAGGCCAAUGGCUAUGCAGCGUGUUCCUGGUUGAAGCCACAAAAGCAAAAGAAGAAGAAUCAGCAGCCGCAGGAACAAAAUGUGGUCGUCAUUGAUAAGAGUAAGGGAAAACAAAAGGAACCCAUAGCAUUUGAGCAACGAGUGGACUAUUUGGCCAGCACGAGUUAUUUCAUUGGCUCCGAGGCCGCCAGACACAAGAUCAUGGAUGCGGGCGUUUAUCAUUUUGCCUUCAGCGUGCCACUUCCCGAGAACUGUCCGAGCUCCUAUGAGGGACAAUAUGGGCACAUACGCUAUACGUUACAGCUGGUGCUGCUGCUGGGCGGCGACACAAAUGAGCGUUUGGUGGCACAUUACCGCACUCUGCAAGUGGUUCAACAUGCCGAUCUGCGGCACGAGUCAGCCACCUUGAAUGAGCCGCUGGAUGAGCAGCAAUUGGAACGGACACCACGCAUGAAAUUUUGGCAGCGACCUUUGCUCUUGGAGCUGAAUAUACCAAGACGUGGCUAUGCACCUGGCGAGGGUAUCUCAGUGCAUGUGCGACUGCACAAUCCACAACAACUGAUGCUCAGCGAACUGAUUUAUAAGCUCAAUCUCCUGACCACAUACACGGGUCAGCAGCGGGGCAAGCCGAAGCGUCAGGACACAAAGCUGGAGCGUCGAAAUCUGCUCAGCAGUGUGCAUCAACUCAGUAACACGCCUCGCAGCGAACUCUUCCAGCAUUUGCACACGCUGACGGUGCCACAAAUGCCACCUUCGCUGGAGGUGGUCUCCUGCCAGUGCCUGCAACUGAGCUAUGAGGUGGAGGUGGUUGCGAAGACCACACAGCGCACGCGCUUCAUCAUGGCCCAGGUGCCGGUGUGCUAG
Messenger RNA from Scaptodrosophila lebanonensis, 989 nucleotides. Its product is annotated as arrestin domain-containing protein 17. Gene Ontology annotation, cellular component: cytoplasm. Gene Ontology annotation, biological process: protein transport. The record is from RefSeq and is a predicted model, not a curated record. NCBI's taxonomy places the organism in Eukaryota, Metazoa, Arthropoda, Insecta, Diptera, Drosophilidae. The coding region runs from base 3 to 989 and encodes 328 amino acids. The transcript is spliced from 3 exons.